Molecule: messenger RNA, 492 nt
Organism: Chenopodium quinoa (quinoa)
Lineage: Eukaryota; Viridiplantae; Streptophyta; Magnoliopsida; Caryophyllales; Amaranthaceae
Exons: 2
Coding region: 1-492 (163 amino acids)
Source: RefSeq, a predicted model, not a curated record
AUGAAAGGUGUCAUGAGAUUUGGGAAGAAAGGAAAGCUUAGCCCAAAAUAUAUUGGCCCAUAUGAAAUAUUACAGAGAGUAGGCAAGGUAGCUUAUAGGUUAGCCUUACCUAUGGAACUAAGUAAAGUGCAUGAUGUAUUUCAUGUAUCUCAGUUAAGAAGGUAUAUACCUGACAAGUCACAUGUGCUACAACCUGAAACAAUUGAGUUAGAUCAAAGCUUAACUUAUGAAGAAAGACCUGUCAAGAUCCUUGACAGUAUAGUGCGUAGUACACGCAACAAGGAAGUUAAAAUUGUUAAAGUGCUAUUGUCUAACCAAGAAUAUGAGGAAGCAACUUGGGAAGCUGAAUAUGAGAUAAAAGAGAAAUAUCAUGAGUUGUUUAAGGACGUCCAAUCACUUCAUGUGGCAUUUGCCUACUCGAUUAGCUCCCGGUGUAGUUUACCUCAAUUUAUUUGGGUCAGAGAAUUGGUAGGAAACCAGUUUGAUGCGUAA